AUGAGUGCCGUGCAACCGCCAAGCGUGAGCGCACCUCCUCCAUCGUCAGAUUCUGUGCCCGCGCCUGGCGUCGUCUCUGACUUGCGUCCCACCGGAGCUGCUCCCGAUGCAGGGACAACCAGCAACACCACCGCUGCCCAGCAGAGCACUACGACAACCACGACGAGCGCUACGCCCCAUAAAUCCGUGAGGAGCUUCUUCGGUUUCGGCAAGAAAAAGGACGAGGAAAAGCAGAAGAAAAAGGCCAAUUCGCCCACCGCGCCGAUCCAGACCAUGGCCCAGUCCUCACCCAUUCAUUCUCCCCUCACUAUUAGUGCCUCAUCCUCUCCUCGGCGGGGUACCCUUUCGUCAGCUCAUCGUCUUUCGACGACGAUUCCUCACUCUCCCUCGGGUGGCCUCAGCUCCCCCGCAUCUUCGUCUAUUUUCGAGCGAGAUGUCCAAGAGAGCGCCGUACCCGCACAGAGUUCCACUGCGAUCCCUUCUCACAUCCAGACCGAGAACCACAUUCCGCCCGUACUCGAAGCUUCGGCCGAGGCCAUUACGGAUACUAAGCUCGACCCCGAUAAUGUUGAAAUUGUUACUCACGCAGCCCACCAACCGGCCGGUGCCACGGUUGCCAAUGCGCUCGGAAGCAAUGGUUCGGAAGUUGGAGGCCCAGCUUCCUUAGACACCCAGCUGGCUCAGCCACCAUCACAGCAUCCUGAGCCGGUCGACUUGAGUGCACCGAUGCACUCGAGCAUGGAUCCCAACGACGUUCGGCGGCUAAGUUUUAUCUCUUUUGCCGAUGUCGUGCAAGCGGAGCAGGGCGAGCACGCCAUGAGCGAUUCGGGUUUCCUCCUGGGCAGCCCUGGACCUGCCGCAGCCUCUGUGCACUCAACCAAGCGCUCGCCCUCUCCCGGCCGAUCUCCGCCUGUCUCGCCGCCGGCCGGCGGCUCCCCACCUCUGAGUGGAACCGCGUCGUUUCAGGGCAUCGAGGGUUCACCUCGACGUGGUCUCCGUGGCUCAGGCAGCCCUGUACCCCACAGCCCGUUGUUGCCCCACAGUCCUCAGGCUGGGGAGUUUAAUGUCGAGACGAUGCGACAAGCACUGCGCAAGACUGGCAGUGGGGAUUUGAGCAUUGGCCGGCAUCCCUAUGCGACUGGCCCUGGAAGCACCGACGAGGCCGCCACUUCGGAUCAGCUGUCAAGAUGA
Molecule: messenger RNA, 1191 nt
Organism: Xylona heveae TC161
Lineage: Eukaryota; Fungi; Ascomycota; Xylonomycetes; Xylonales; Xylonaceae
Exons: 1
Coding region: 1-1191 (396 amino acids)
Source: RefSeq, a predicted model, not a curated record